GAUUUCUUUCCAAUUUUCAUCUUCAAUUUCUCUCUAAUUUUCAUCUUCAAAGUCCCAUUAAUCAAAUUCUUUCCAUAUAUCUUUCGCUUUGUCUGCUAAACUAGAGCAGGCAGCUGCUGCAUUCAAGGUUCUAAGGAAAAUUUCAGAUAGCAAAGAUGAAUGAUCUGAUGACCAAAUCCUUUAUGAGUUAUGUAGACCUCAAGAAAGAGGCAAUGAAAGAUCUUGAAGCUGGACCUGACUAUGAUCUAGAAAUGUCCUCCAAAGGAAACACUAUGGACCAAAACCUUGGACUAUUCCUUGAAGAAGCUGAGAAAGUGAAGCAAGAGAUGGCAGUAAUCCGUGAACUCUUGAGCAAGCUGCAAGAAUCCAAUGAAGAAAGCAAGUCUCUCCACAAACCUGAGUCCUUGAAGGCUUUGCGGAACAAAAUCAACAGUGACAUUGUCACUGUGCAAAAGAAGGCCAGGACUAUCAAGGCACAGCUUGAAGAAAUGGAUCGUGCCAAUGCUGCUAAUAAGCGCCUCUCAGGUUGCAAAGAAGGAACCCUAGCUUACAGGACUAGGAUUGCUGUCACUAAUGGCUUGAGAAAUAAGUUAAAGGAGCUCAUGAUGGAUUUUCAAGGCUUGAGGCAGAAGAUGAUGACUGAGUACAAGGAAACUGUGGGGAGAAGGUAUUUUACAGUGACUGGGCAGAGCCCUGACGAAGAGAUCAUUGAGAAGAUAAUUUCUGAUGGUAAUGGGGGCGAGGAGUUCUUAACGCGUGCGAUACAAGAGCAUGGACGUGGGAAGGUGUUGGAGACAAUGGUUGAGAUUCAGGACAGGCAUGACGCCGCUAAAGAGAUUGAGAAGAGCUUGUUGGAGCUGCACCAGGUGUUUUUGGACAUGGCAGUGAUGGUGGAGGCACAAGGAGAACAAAUGGAUGAUAUUGAGCAUCAUGUGAUGAACGCAAGCCAUUAUGUGAAGGCUGGUUCCAAAGAGCUCAACACGGCAAAACAGUACCAGAGGAGCAGCAGGAAGUGUAUGUGCAUUGGGAUCAUUCUUCUGUUGCUGAUUGUUCUUGUGAUUGUCAUUCCAAUUGCUACUAGCUUCAGUAGUUCCUGAAUGGGAUGUCUUACAGAGGAUUUAAUGUCCAGUUAUUCCUUCUGGUUUCUUUCACCUUGAGAUAUGUAUGAUCUGGAGUGUGCACGAGAUGAAAUGAUACAAUCCUUAUGUUGGAACUGAGAUUUGCUUUCAUUCUUUUAUUGUUGAGAUUCUUAAAAUUCAAUGUGUAAUGGAAGGUACCAAAGUGUUGCAAAUUCCUCAAAUCUGAAUCUUGUUUGCUUUUGUCCUUUUGUUUCAAAUAUCUUAAGGUGUAAAUUUUGGGGUUAAAGAAUAAAAAAUUUCAUAGAAGAAAAGAAAAGUUGGUGACUGAUUCAAUUGUUGGUAUCUCCUCUCAAGACACUGUGAAAAUGUUCCCCACCAGUUUUUUUAAUGCUUGGUUGUAAAA
Durio zibethinus is the source of this 1482-nucleotide messenger RNA. The record is from RefSeq and is a predicted model, not a curated record. Lineage: Eukaryota; Viridiplantae; Streptophyta; Magnoliopsida; Malvales; Malvaceae.